Molecule: messenger RNA, 2933 nt
Organism: Callorhinchus milii (elephant shark)
Lineage: Eukaryota; Metazoa; Chordata; Chondrichthyes; Chimaeriformes; Callorhinchidae
Product: protein APCDD1
Exons: 5
Coding region: 344-1867 (507 amino acids)
Biological process (GO): negative regulation of Wnt signaling pathway
Cellular component (GO): plasma membrane
Molecular function (GO): Wnt-protein binding
Source: RefSeq, a predicted model, not a curated record
UCUCUCUCUAUCUCUGACUGUAAAGAAGGGAAAGAGUUCAAAGAGACUGAAAUCUUCGCUUGAGGACCCACCACACAGCCGUUCGAGGGUCAUGGACAGCUAAAGCGAUUUUAUCAGUGCAGUAUUUCUUUCCUGGGAGAAGAAUACAGGAGAAAAUCCAACCUGAAAUUGACCAAGUCACAGACCCAGAGCUGUGUGUGUGUUGUGUGUGUUGUGUGUGUUGCAAAGAGACCCCUUAGACCCUCUGGAUCUGAGUGAGGACAGACAGCAGCUAACAGUAACUACUGUAAAAUACCUAACCAUACAAAACAAUAACGAUACAACCACAAAAAAAGGAUUGACAAUGUGCUGCAAACCACUUCUGCUCUGCCUGUUGGUGUGGCUGCUGAUAGAAGCAAUGGGAGAUGCCUCAUCUCUACAUUACACAGAGGGGACGUCAAGCAGAUCCAUCGAGAAGAUCCUGGGCAAAUUUGGGAAAGACACUCAAUGCCAUCACAUGUUAAAGCACUUGUACAAUGGAGCCAGGAUCACCGUGCAAAUGCCACCUCAGAUUGAGAGCCACUGGGUUUCCACAGGCUGUGAGGUGAGGCCAGGGCCCGAGUUCGUGACAAGAUCCUACCGGUUUUACACAAACAACACCUUCAAAGCUUAUCAGUUCAACUAUGGAGACAAUCACUGCACCAGGCCCACCUACACCCUCGUGAUCAGAGGGAAGCUCCGUCUGCGUCAGGCGUCCUGGAUCAUCCGAGGAGGAACCGAGGCCGAUUACCACUUACACAAGGUUCAGGUAAUUUGCCACAACAAGGUGACAGUUGAGGAGCUGAGGCUGCGGUUGAACAGGACCUGCCCAGGCUACCCGCUGGGAGGUUGGGAGCCCAACGUCAGCUAUGACCUGUGGAGCGAUGAGACGGGCUGCGAUUGCUUUAGGGCGCUGAACUUUGCCAUGCACGAGCUGCAACUCAUCAGGGUGGAGAAGCAGCACCUGCAUCACAAUCCGGAGCACAUGAUCCAGGAGCUGUUCCUGGGGGACAUCCACACUGAUUGGACCCAGAGAAUGUACUACAGACCCUCCAGCUAUCAGCCCGCACUGCAGAACGCUAAGAAUCACGGACAUUCCUGUAUCACUUGCCGGAUCAUCUACCGAUCGGAUGAGCAUCGGCCCCCGAUUCUGCCCCCGAAGGCAGACCUGACGGUGGGGCUGCAUGGCCAAUGGGCCAGCCAGCGGUGUGAGGUGCGGCCAGAGGUGCUCUUCCUCACCCGGCACUUCAUAUUCCAUGACAACAACAACACCUGGGAAGGGCAUUACUACCACUUCUCUGAUCCUGUCUGCAAGCAUCCAACCUUCACCAUCUACGCCAAAGGACGUUACAGCCGAGGCAUCCCUUCGACCAAAGUGAUGGGUGGAACUGAGUUUGUGUUUAAAGUGAACCACAUGAAAGUGACCCCCAUGGACACAGCCACCGCAUCACUCCUGAAUGUCUUCAAUGGCAAUGCGUGCGGGGCCGAGGGCUCAUGGCACGUGGGAGUGGAGCAGGACGUCACUCACACCAACGGCUGCGUGGCUCUGGGCAUCCGCCUGCCUCACACUGAGUAUGAGCUCUUUAAGAUGGAGCAGGAUGCCAGCGGACGGUACUUGCUCUUCAAUGGACAAAGACCCAGCGACGGAUCCAGUCCAGAUCGGCCUGAGAAGAGAGCCACAUCUUACCAGGCACCUCUAGUCCAAUGUGCUGCAUCUAUCUCAGUGCCAGGCAAGUCGAUGGAUGACAGGAAACAAGCCAAACACAAUGGAUCAGAGAGAAGCCACCACACUUUUGUAUUACUGUUUACUUGUCUGCUUCCUACCCUGGCCAGGCACGUCUAUAGCUAAACUCAAUUCCCAUUUUCCUCUGGUUUCUAUGAUGGAAAAAAACUAAGGGAAAACUCUGUAACUAGGGUCUCUUUCCUCAUCCAGAUAGUUUAUUUACUUGAUGCACUUCAGUGCCUGAAUACUGUUGCUCUUUUUGGAAGACGUUAGUCCGUUUUUUCCACUUUGAGUUCCCUCCAGUCACCUGCAGACACGGAACAAGAAGCAUCUACUGCACAACAGUAACAGCACUUUAUUACUAUGGAAGAUUUUGUCUGGCACGAACCGAAAACUGCUCGCAGUUUGCCAAAUAUAUAUAGCCAAAGUCAUCUGCAGCGCUCUCCUCCGACAGACUCUAUGCUUCAGGGAACUCCCAUGGCAUUUUUUUUAAUAUUGGAAAAUUAAACCAGCAUUUGUAAAUUUGAAAUGAAAAGCUUAGUUGUAUAAUAUGCGGAAACAAACCAGGAGCUAAAGGAGCAAGGAGGUGCUGCCUUCUGUAAGACGUCAAUACAAAUGGAAAAGGAAUCUGCGUUGAAAAGAAGGCAUCCACAAUUCAUUUAUUUUUCCCUCUUUCCUCCAGGAUGCAAUGAAUUAUUGUAUCCCUCUUAUAUACAAGGAAAAAUAUCAUUUCUGCUAUGAAUUUUGCCUGGCACUUGUUUCUCUCAUCAUUUGCGGUUAUUGUCGUUUAAAAUAAUAAAUAAAUAUAGGUGUAGUUUCUACGUUAUUUAUAUACCAACCCACAGAAAAGUUCCUGCUGGGCAAAGCCUUAACCGGUUUGUUCUCAAAACUUUGGCGUUUCUUUCGUAUAUACAUGUGUUCCUUGUGAUUUUUAAAAUCAUACUUUCGAAAAGUGCAUUAAGGUAAUUAUAAUUACCGGGGAAACAUUAUUGUUUAAUGUUGUGGUUUAAACAUUUCUUCAUCCUGACUCAUUGUUUUCUUGUUACUCUCUUUCUUAACCAUUUUCCGCUGAAGUUUAAGACCUCUUCAGAUCAAAUCAGGGUGCUCAGUUGCUUUUGUUUUUGGGGGUCUCUGCUGAUAUCCUGUUUUUUUUAAAAAUGUCCUGUUCUAUACACCAGUAAAGUUAUUAUUU